This is a messenger RNA of Drosophila navojoa, 1386 nucleotides long. RefSeq names its product serine/threonine-protein kinase meng-po (gene meng). NCBI's taxonomy places the organism in Eukaryota, Metazoa, Arthropoda, Insecta, Diptera, Drosophilidae. Gene Ontology annotation, molecular function: ATP binding; protein serine/threonine kinase activity. The record is from RefSeq and is a predicted model, not a curated record. Gene Ontology annotation, biological process: protein phosphorylation.
AUGGGCUCAAUUUUGUUCAGAUUGUGGGCCAUUGUCUUCCGCAACAGCAACAACAACAGCAGCACCUGCACCAAUCACAACAACCAGAAGCGAUGCAGCACGCCCUUGACGCCGACCAGCACCAGCACCGGCCGGUUGGAGGUGCCUGGGGCAUCGGUCAGUCGACGCAGCAGCAUUUACAAGAAGCCGGACAAGAACGAUGGGGGUCAAAUCCAUAUGAUACCCGAUGUGGAGCUGCCGCUGAUGACAUUCGCCGAUCAGUACAAUAUCGAGAAGACGCUGGCCGAGGGCUGCUUCGCCAAGAUAUUGCUCUGCCGGCACCGGCCGACCAACACCACGGUGGUGCUGAAGGCGGUGCAUGCCGAGCUGACCACGAUCAAGGAGUUCCAGAAGGAGUUCCACUACAACUACGAGCUAUCGCAUCACCAUCACAUACUCAGCGCCUAUGCGGUGGCCUUUCAGACCAUGGACUACUACGUGUUUGCCAUGGAGCAUGCGCCAUACGGAGAUCUCGCUUCGAACAUCGGACCGAAUGGUUUGCAUGAGACGGCCUGUAAGCUGAUCGCAGAGCAAUUGAGCUCGGCGUUGGGAUUCAUGCACUCCAAGAAUCUGGUGCAUCGGGACCUUAAGGUUGAGAACGUGCUGGUCUUUACGCCGGACUUUACACGCGUCAAGCUAUGCGAUUUUGGGGCAACGACCAAGAAGGGUCUGCUCGUGCACAAGGUGAAGCAUACGUGGACCAGCUGUGUGCCGCCCGAGCAAUUGGAGUUGAUCAAGAAUGAGCGCUUCCAGUGCUUGCCCAUCAGCGAUUCCUGGCAAUUCGGCAUCUUGCUGUACAACAUUCUGACGGGCAAUCCGCCUUGGCUAUCCGCCGAUUGGGUCAAGGAUCCGGCGUAUGCUAACUUCAUGAAAUACGAGCAGCGCAAGACGACCAAGGUACCAGAGAACUUUCGACGCUUCUCGCCGCGUUUGAUGCGCUGCUUCCGCAAGUACUUGACGCACGAUACAGAGGAACGGUGCAAGAUCACCGAGGUGAACAAAUACAUGAAGGAUCGCUGGGUUGAGUGUCGCAUCUCGGCCUCGAAAUCGGCCACGCUGAUCUCGCCCACGCCACAGGAUCAGGACUCGUGCAUCUAUCUGAAUCAGCGAGAGGGACGCCUGUCUGGGGACGAGAACAAAUUGCGCUUUAAGCGCAUGAUGUCCAGCUAUGGCCUGGACGUACCCAUUGAUCAGGGCAUGGUGCGAAAGCGCGUCUGGGAUUGGCUAUCCACGUGCGACGCUAGCUUCGAUCCGGAAGUAGAAAGCUUGCAUGCAUUGGAAAUGUAGAGAGCUGCGAUAUGUCUAAGAGAAUUUUUUCAGAUCUAUAAGAUCUAGGAGAUUGAUUAG